CCAUAUGCAUAACGUCGCUAAUCUGCGAACUACCCCGUAUGUCAGAUGUACAUGGGAUCGAGCCGCACUUAUCCGAUGCACAGUGUCACGUGUAGCGCCAACUCGCUUUUCCGACCCCACGUUUUUCGGAGUCAUUCUCCGUGUGUCCACCUCCCAUCGCUAAUCGAUUGAUCUCCAUUUACAAUGGACGACAUGAGUCCACCGCAAGCCCCGUCUGAUACGGGAGCAAGCCCACAUUCAUGGAUACCUGCAAAUCGCAACAGCGAUGUUGUGGACGGCGCGUUGACCUCGGCAACGACGCCAUCGAACGCAGGUUCAAGUGAGCAGCGUUCACCGCCAGCCAAACGGCGCAGGGAAGACAGAGAGAGGACCAGGGUCAGCAGAGCGUGUGAUAGAUGCAAAAAAAAGAAGACGCGAUGCACAGGUCGUUGCCCAUGUACACUCUGUCUCCGCGCUGGCCUGUCCUGCGAGUAUACAGCGCAGUACACUCGCGGCCGACUGCCAUCAGUCAUGGUUGACGAAGCUGCCAUGUCCUCGGCUUCCAAAGCCGGCAUCACACAGCCCAAUGCAUUGCCUCUUGAAGACAAUCCACUGCGAGACUUACCGACCUUUCAGUACGCAGGACAAGGCCUCGAUGCAUCAUCAGCACACGACCGCCCGAUCUUGGAGAGAGUGAACAGACCAAAUGGCCACAAUGAGGACGCCAAUCGUGACCCACCAUCAAGAACUUCGCCAGAGCCGGCACAGGCGCAAACUGAUUCUCAGGGCCAUUACGUAGGGUCUUCCUCUGGGGUAUCGUUUCUGAUUCGCAUUCAAAAGCGACUGCAUCAGAACACCCCAACAUCACUGGACUCAUCCAUCUUCGCAUGGGGAGAUUCGCCGCUCGCUGACUUUGACCCAACAUUCUUCGUACUGCCCCCCAAGCCCGAUGCCCAGCGACUCGUAGAACGGUACUUUGACUAUGCUGCGCCAACGCACCGUUUCAUCCACCGGCCGACUAUCGAGAAGUGGGUGCACGAGUUCUACGAAACCCAGGGCGACAUGCACGCCAAGGAAGAUGCAGCAGCGAAGACUGCACUUCUGCUCAUCGUCUUCGCCCAGGCACAGGCCUACAUGCCUCCAGGCAGCACGACGCGAGAGAACAGCGCACGCUACUUCUUUGCAGCUGAACACCAGCUCUCUAAAGAACGCGGUGCGGUUCGUCUCGCUAGUGUCCAAGCACGGCUUCUGCAGUGCUUCUACCUCCUCACACAGUCGCGUAUCAACCAUUGCUGGUCUCUUUUCGGAACAACGUCGCACCUGGCUCUUGCCAUCGGGCUCAACCGCGGGCGCAGGUACGACCCUUCAGCAACCGUUGACUACGUGGAGCUGGAGAGCCGCCGACGGACGUUCUGGGUUGCGUAUUCGCUCGACAAGUACCUUUCCGCGGCACUAGGACGGCCACGCACAUUCAAGGACGAGGACAUCGACCAGGAGCUGCCGACGGUCGUGAACGACUCCGAUCUCCACCCACAGUACAUAUCGCCCUCGACUUCCAAAUCGCCGUCGCAGAUGAUGGCGCCUGUGGAGCACAUCAAGCUCACGCGCAUCGUCUCCCUUGUCCUGCGUGACCUCUACCCCAUCCGCCCACCCUCACUUGCCUUGCGCAUCGAGCUCAGCGCCAAAUACACCAAGGAUCUGGACCGCUGGCGCGAAUCCCUCGGCCCCUUCCUCGACGCCGCGGGCAUCGAGUCCUCCCUGCUCAUCCCCAUCUACCAGCGGCAGCGCGGCGUGCUCAACCUCGCGUACUACCACGCAAUGCUGCUGAUCCACCGGCCAUUCCUGCUCUCCAACUUUGCCAACCUGACGGGCAUCCGCAGCCACCCGAGCUACCGGGCGCCCGCCGACACGAGCUCGAAUAUCGCGAGCUGCUUGGACGCCGCGAUGAACAUUGUCAGGGUCGUGGAUGACGUGUUUACGUCGUCGAAUCUGUUCCGCGCCUUCUGGUUCACCCAGUACUACGCGUUCUGCGCCGUCGUCGUGCUGUACAUCUACCGCAUCCGACAGCACCUGCUCUCGCCCGGGCAGUGCGAGGCGUACUUUGCCGCGGGCCAGAAGUGCCAGCGGCAACUGGAGAGCAUCAGCGAAACGGACUGCCUGGCGCGGCGCUACUGUGUAGUGCUCGAGGAACUGCGGCUGGAAGCUGCCCGGCAGACAAACCAGCACAACCGAACCGGGUCAGGCAUCACGGACACGUCGUCGCUGGCUAUGCCUGGGGCCGGCGCUGCGGAGCACAAUCAGGCCAACCCGGCGGUGCUGGCGGUGCCGGAGGCGACGUCGCAGAACGGUGCGAGUCCGGACAUGACAGCCUCGUUCUACAACAAUGGCAACGUGCCGCAGACUCCAGACAGCACCAUGUUCAAUUCAAACUAUCUGCCGUCAAAUAUGGCGGAUCUGACGAGCUGGGGCCAGUUCGAUAGCCUGGUCACAGCAGGAAUAGGCAUCUUCGACGGGGGCUUCCAAGGCGAUCAGAACUUCGGGUUCGGGUUCAACCUGUAGGCUCUGGUCUGCCGUACACGUUAGU
Boeremia exigua is the source of this 2563-nucleotide messenger RNA. RefSeq names its product fungal-specific transcription factor domain-containing protein. Bases 184 to 2538 code for a protein of 784 amino acids. Gene Ontology annotation, biological process: DNA-templated transcription; positive regulation of transcription by RNA polymerase II. Lineage: Eukaryota; Fungi; Ascomycota; Dothideomycetes; Pleosporales; Didymellaceae. Gene Ontology annotation, molecular function: zinc ion binding; DNA-binding transcription factor activity, RNA polymerase II-specific; sequence-specific DNA binding. The record is from RefSeq and is a predicted model, not a curated record. The transcript has 3 exons. Gene Ontology annotation, cellular component: nucleus.